CACAGAAGGGGAGACACACAGUGGCUGAUAUGGUCUGCUCAGUGGAGAUGUUGUAAAAAGGAGUUUUCAGACUUUAUGAAAGAAGCCUUCCACAGUGUCACAAUGUGGACAGCUGGAUCCAGAAGCUCCGUCAGUCCCGCUGCUGUCACCGGGGUGUCCUGCCUACUGGUGACCGGGAUGCUGCUGCUCUCUGUCGGACACACGGGCAGUGGAGACCCGGUGGAGCUUCAAGCUGCAUCGACGAGCGGGAAAGUUUUCUCGGGGUAUUUCAAGAAACUUACCCGGGAGAGGAGAGCUAUAAGCCCGCCUCCGAGGAGAAGCGCUCCCCCCGGGCCGGUGGAGCCUCUCUCCCCGGCUGACCUGUUCAUAGCGGUGAAAACCACUGGGAGGUAUCACCGGCAGAGACUGGAGCUGCUGCUUGACACCUGGAUCUCCAGAAACAUGCAACAGACGUUUGUGUUCACUGACGGAGAGGACGAGGAGCUGAGGAAAAAAAUGGGAGAUCACCUGAUCAACACCAACUGCUCCGCUGCACACAAUCGGCAGGCUCUUUCCUGUAAAAUGGCUGUGGAAUAUGACACUUUCAUCAACUCUGGCAAGAAGUGGUUCUGUCACGUGGAUGAUGAUAACUACCUGAACGUGGGCUCCCUGCUGAAGCUGUUGUCUCAGUUCAGUCACACUCAGGACGUUUACAUCGGCCGGCCCAGUCUCGAGCGACCCAUAGAAGCCACGGAGAAGCUCGGCACCACGGAAAUGAAGCAGGUGCGUUUCUGGUUCGCCACAGGAGGAGCCGGAUUCUGUCUGAGCCGCGGCCUCGCUCUCAAGAUGAAAACCUGGGCGAGUGAUGGCACCUUCAUGGCAACGGCUGAGCACAUCCGCCUCCCGGACGACUGCACCGUGGGUUACAUCGUGGAGGCGCUGCUGGGUGUCAGCCUCCUCCGCUCAGCGCUGUUCCACUCUCACCUGGAGAACCUGGGGCUGGUGUCAGACAUACACAACCAGGUGACUCUCAGCUAUGGCACAGUGGAAAACAGCAGAAACAUGGUCAAUGUGAAUGGACCGUUUUCAAUAAAUGAUGAUCCUACAAGGUUCAGGUCGGUCCAUUGUCUGCUGUACCCAGACACUGCUUGGUGCCCCCGCCCUCGGCGACUCUAACACCCACCCAGAGACAGGCUGACUGCUGGAGGAGGACAAAGUAAAUCCCAUUUUUUCUCUGGAGGACGAGGAAAUCAUUGCAGACAUCCAGGAAUACAGAGGAGGAGUCUCACUGCCGCCCUCCUCUGGCUCACCAGUGAUGAAGAGUCUCUGAAACAUUUGGUAAAUGCUUCCUCUCGUCCGACAGCAGUGUGAGAACUUUACGAGGGACUGCCAUUUUAUAAGUCUGACACCUGAACUCUGACUCUGGGUGCCAAAAGGCCAAACAUUGCAACAAGAGAAACAGACUAAAGGUCUGAACCAACAAAUGAACCAGAGAGUAUAUCCAGUGACUGCUGUUUAAUGCUUUUCCACACAUUUCAAAGGUAGAAGAAUAUGUUACUUGCCAACCCUGUGCUCCUUACAUGCUCAAGUGUUAUCAGUUUGUAAUUUAAAACAUGGCACGGUUACAGAGAAAACAUGGAGGAACAAAGAUCUGUUAUUUUUCAGCAUAAUGAGGUGACAACAAUCUGGGAAAUGAUUGUUUUAUCUGACGUUUAUCCUCUUCGUGUCAGCAUUAUGUUUUCUCUGUAGUAUAUCAUCAUGACUGUCAUUCUUUAUCCUGCUUAUCUUAAAUGAAUUUCAGGAAAUACGCUCAUUUGUUUUCUUAGAGUUAGAUAACAUGGUCAUAUGUGAGCUUUAGGGGUGAUUAGUAAACGUCGUUGUUUACCCUCAGACAAAAACAGCUAACAGUUUCCUCCUGUCUUUAUGCUAAGCUAAGCUAAGCUAACUCUCCUGGUUUUAGCUCUCCAUUUUUUAUACGGACACAAAGGAAGAGGACAUCGUUGCAUUAAUUUCAUGGCAUAAAAGCAAAUGAUAGUAUUUCUCCAAAUGAUGUUACUCUUCAAAAACUUUGUGUGAAGCUCAAAAGUUAAUAUUUUAAACGCCGCUCUAACAAAUAAUGCUUUUAACUGCCUCUAUCCAUUUCAAUAGCUGAGUUGUGAUCAUUAAUGAUGCUUUUAAAACGUCCCUGAUUGACUCAUGUUGGGUCGUGUUUUAUCUUUCUGUGCUUUGAAAGCUUAUGUCACAACUGAAUGAAAGUUGUUAAAUUAAAUUCAUUCCCGUGUAAAAUGAAUGUUUAUGAUGAACCGUUGUUUCUGAAGCGUACAUGCUGACUCCAGUAUCUGGACUGUGUGUAGACGUGUAAUAAAAACAGUUUUUGCUCCGUU
Molecule: messenger RNA, 2363 nt
Organism: Eleginops maclovinus (Patagonian blennie)
Lineage: Eukaryota; Metazoa; Chordata; Actinopteri; Perciformes; Eleginopidae
Product: beta-1,3-N-acetylglucosaminyltransferase lunatic fringe-like
Exons: 8
Coding region: 76-1155 (359 amino acids)
Biological process (GO): pattern specification process; regulation of Notch signaling pathway
Cellular component (GO): Golgi membrane
Molecular function (GO): O-fucosylpeptide 3-beta-N-acetylglucosaminyltransferase activity
Source: RefSeq, a predicted model, not a curated record